Scleropages formosus (Asian bonytongue) is the source of this 1341-nucleotide messenger RNA. It is a transcript of the gene bcdin3d, whose product is annotated as BCDIN3 domain containing. NCBI's taxonomy places the organism in Eukaryota, Metazoa, Chordata, Actinopteri, Osteoglossiformes, Osteoglossidae. The record is from RefSeq and is a predicted model, not a curated record. Gene Ontology annotation, molecular function: O-methyltransferase activity; RNA methyltransferase activity. The transcript is spliced from 2 exons. Gene Ontology annotation, biological process: negative regulation of pre-miRNA processing. Bases 107 to 907 code for a protein of 266 amino acids. Gene Ontology annotation, cellular component: cytoplasm.
CCAGUCCACAGCUCAACUCCAUCCAUGUGCGCGCAGAACCGACGACGCUCUCCGACUUCCGUCACGGUUCCCACGCUGCGACUUCCGGUCGCGCGCUCGGACAGCCAUGGCGGCUUCUGGCUGCGAUGUGGACCUCCUCGAGACGGCGCGAGAGCCCGGCGCCGCGCGCCACGGCAACUUUAUCAACUACUACACGUUCAAUCCUCCGGAGAACCGGCUGAGGCUGAUCCCGCGCACGCUACUGCAGGACGUGGCACCGCCACACGGCGGCGAACAUGAUGAUGGCGAGGUCGUCCUGGUGCUGGACGUCGGCUGUAAUUCAGGGGACCUCACCGUUGCCUUGUACAAGCACCUGCAGGUGGACCGGUCCAGUGGCUCCGAGACACACGGAAGACUUCACCUCUUGGGCUGUGACCUGGAUGAGGACCUGAUUCUGCGGGCAGUGCGGUCAAACCCUUUCCCUGAAACAAUUUCCUUCAUCCCUCUUGACAUCACCCAAGACUCCACUUUUAGGACGCAGCUGGAAGGCUACCUCGGUUCUUUCGGCCGCUCGACCUUUGACCUGUGCGUGUGCCUUGCAGUCACCAUGUGGGUGCAUUUGAACCAUGGAGAUGCUGCGCUGCUAGAGCUCUUGUCCCGCUUGGCCUCCCUCUGCCACCGCUUACUUCUGGAGGUCCAGCCGUGGAAGUGUUAUCGGUCAGCAGCGCGGCGUAUGCGCAAGCUGGGCCGCCAGGACUUUGAGCACUUCAGAGAGCUGAAGAUCCAGGGGGACAUGGCGAAGCAUGCCACACAGUAUCUUGAGAAGCAGUGUGGUAUGAAACUGGUGUGCUGCUUCGGCAGCACAACCUGGGACCGCACAUUGCUGCUUUUCUCAAGAGACAAGGGUGAGGGACAAAGGCAUCUAUGAUGGCAGCGUUUUAUUUAAUUAUUACUUUUUAAUCUGAAUGUGUGUUCUAUUCAUGGUUAUUCUGAUGCCAGUAUGAAUAUUCACCAGUAGGAAAUGCACCAUUAAAUGCAAUAAAGGAGCAGUGUUGAUCUUAUCUUCCACUCAUUAUGGAACCAGUAGCAUUUCCCCUCCUACCUGGAGCUGUCUGUGCAGUUCCCUCCAGAAUUAUUGGCACCCUUGGUAAAGAUGAUAAAAAGGCUAUAAAGAAGUUUUAAUUGUUCAUUAACCUGAUCUCACUCUCGGAUCAUAAGGGAAAUCUAACCUUUCAUAGAUUUAAAAUUAUUGAAAGAAAAAUAUCUUGCAUGGAAUGUCCAUUAGGGAUAGUAUGGCAUUAGGUUUUACUCAUUUUAUAUAUAAUACAUAUAUAUAUACACACACACACACACACAAAAUUG